GAGUGAGCCAGCCACGCUAGCGUUUCCUCCCCACUCCUCCCAACACCAUCUACCGGACCUAAGCUUUGCCAUGUUGCUACCACUUCUGGGAGCCUGUGCCGUGGUGGGCCCAUUCCAGGGCCCUGAGUGGGAGCCAGUAAGAGGCCUGCUGUCCCAGGAUCAAAGCUGCAGGGAUCCCCGGUGCUGUGGUAACCUGCUCGUCUUCUGCCUCUUUCUGAUCUGGCAGAUCCAACAGUAUUGGUACCGGGUCUCCAGGACCAGCAAGAGGAAUGCCAUCAAGGUGCCGCCGCAGAGAUGGGAAGUGUCCUCCACCAGAUGUGAAACUUUCUUUGGGAUGAUUCACAAAUUCUUUACUCAUGGAAAAAUCAGAGACCUGGAUGUUCCUGUCCCACAAUGGACACAGAGGCAGAGAUGGGGGUACAGGAAGAGCCUCAGACAACAAUGGGCCACCCAGUACCUGCUGUCCCCACAGAACUCAGGCCAAGACCUGCCUUGGGUUGUCCACAGCUCUUCUGAGCCCAUGAUUUGUACCCCUUCCUUUUCAAGCACUUGUCUUCUCCCCCAGGACAGUUCUUGGGAGGUAUGGCAAGUCCCCUGGUGUCCCAGCAGUAGCCAGGCCCACCCUUCCCUGGACAUGUGCCGAAGAAAGGAGCAGCGGCUGGCUCCCUCCCUGGAGAAGCUGGUGUCCAUGGAGCCUGUGAGCCUGAACUACAACCCCAGCUCCACGGCCUUAGCCAUCUCUCUCCCAAACUUCCCUUUAGUUCAGAGGUCAAAGUUCUGCCUCAGGCGGCUUCUGCCUGGUCCUCUUAAGCAACACUUGGAAUCACCCACCAAGAAGUCCCUGGAUAGCCCACAAGAUCCCUUAGAACCAGAAGGUGAAACUCAGACUGUAGGCAGAGAAUAUAGUGAAGACACUCGACAAUGCACAGACCAGAGAAAGAGCAGAAAGGAGGUUGCUUCAGAAAUACAAGCAUCUGGAGGCCCCCUCCUCCCUAUGGACUUUGGAAUGGAGAAGGGUGGAGAGGCUAAGGCCCUGGGGUGCGGAAACCCGAGACCAGUAAGAAGAGAAACUGAUGGAGAGAUCUCAGUGCCAGAGCGGGAGAAGCAAGACCAAAUGGGAACUGAAGAUAGAGAACUAUGGAAGAAAACCCAGAGGGAGCCUGGAGACAGGAAUCCUUCCACCCAGGCUCAUAUGGGAGAGAAUCAAGAAGAGGUCAGAUGCAAAACGGACACAGCAACUCAGACACCAGAGUGGGGGAGCCAGGAGGAUGCUGUGGAGGCUCUGGCUCGGGGGAAGAAGAAUGAGAAGGAAGCUAGAGGGAAGGAGGAGGCAGAGGUCCAGGAGCAAGGACUGGAGACACGGAGCGGGACUGGAAGGAAGAACAGUGAGGAUUCCCAAAUGCUAAAUCCGGGGACACGCGACCCGAUCGGAGGUAAUACCGGUACAGAAACCGAGGCAGAGGAAGGAGGAAACAAGGGCCAGAUGGGAAGUGAGGAUGGUCUGAAAAUCCGGACAUCUGGGAGGGAGAACCGGAGAGAAAUCAAACAGGACAGUGAAGAGACCCGGGCCCUGGAGUGGGAGAAACACGGAUGGGUUAGAACUCAGAAUGAGGUCCAGACUCCAGCAGGGGAGGGGCGAGGAUGGAGCGGAAGCGAGAACGCCAGGAAGACCCAAGCACUGAAGAAAGAGGACCAGAACCUGUCGAGAUGUGAAGUUCAGGUGGGAAUGAAGAAGCUCAAGGAGAUAAGAGAAGAGGACUGGGUGGUGAUCCAGGCGCCCUGGUGGGGAAACCAGAGACUGGUGCUGAUUGCAAUCGACAGAGGACUCAGGAUAUCAUGUUGGGGAAAUCAGGGUCAGAUUGGAGGGGAACACACUGCAGGAAUUCGGGCCCUGGAGAGUGACCGAAGACAAGAUGGAGAUGAUGGGACAAAUAACCUGCCACCCGAGGCUGAGCCUCAGGGUCAACUAAGAGGUAAGACUCCUCUGGAGACUCACGCAGGAGAGAGCAAGAAUGAGGAAAAGACUGAAAAGGAAAGUGGCAUGGACAAGCUGGGACCAGGGAAGAGAAACCAGAGAGAAGCUGGAGGUGACGUUGAUGUAAAGACCCAGAGACCCGAGAGCAAGAACCAGGGACAGUUGACGGGAACCAGAGGAAGCCGGUCUACAAGGCGGAGGAGCUGGGGACAGGCUAGAGGAGAGAAGGCUUCAGAAAAUGGGGCCUUGGAGAAGAAAACCUGGGGCAAGGCUGGAAGCGAGGAUGGUAGAAAGAUCCAGAGAGCCAGGAGGAAGACUCAGAGGGUGCUAAGGAAAGUUAACGGAAAGACCUACUUGUUAGAGUGGAAGACCCCGCAGAAAUUCGGAAAGGGGAAUGAUGCAGGAGUUCAAAAACAAAGGAAGAGAAACUUGCGAAACUUCACAGGUGAUGGUGGCCCAGAGAGCCGAGCCUCACUGGGAGAGGACCGGAGACAGUCAGUGGGCGAAAGUGAUGGAAAGAUUCAGACCCAGGGACAAAGAAUCCAGAGCAAGGGUAGAGCUGUUGCUGCCGAAAACCAGGAUGUAGGGGCCCAGAGAAAAUGCGGAGCUGAGGAGUCUGACCAGUCUCAUACGUGGAGGAGGGGAGACAAGGAGCAGGUCAGAAGAAAGGAUGUUGUCAGGUCCAGUCUUCAAGGUGACUCUUCUGUGAGAGAGGGGCCCACAGGCACGAAGCACAGCUUGGCUCAGCCUGCUUCUCUCCUUUUUAGACACGGAACCCCUAGACACCAGCAGCCAGUUGCUGGAAAUGAUAUAGACUCUGUUCCCUGUCCUGAAGAACGUCUAAGCAGGCAGAGCCCGGUCCCUGCCCGGAAGCACAGAGGCGGGGUCGGUGGAAGCUCCCCGAGGGCUCAACCUGGGGCCCAAAGAAGCCAAGAAAGGGACAAAAGGGUGGAACCAGCAGGGGCUCCCAGCCUGACAUGCCAGCCCCUCCACCCACAGUCUCAGCCAUCCUCUGUCUUUCCCUCUCUCCUGUGUCCCCAAGUCUGCCAAGCUGCCGCGGCUCCGGCAAGCAUACCCGUAGUUCUCACCGCUCUGUCCAAACGGCCAGCCCUCAAGAAAAGCAAACAUCUGCUCCUGGAGUCCCUCAUGAAGAGGAGGAUUGCACACCUGAGGUGGGGCCUCCCUCGACGAAUCCUGGAGUCUUACGUGCUUUUUCACUUUUUAGAGUCUUGCGCUUUGCCCCGGGCUGGAGUGAGGCUGCCUGGAUCGCGCACAGACCAGGACCGCCAAAGGCAACAGGAACAGCACUGUGAGCCCCAGGGAUCCCUGCUAAGGCCCGAGUCUCCAGGCAGGUCUCAAAGCCGUCCAGGUCCUGAAAGGAAAAGCUCAAAACUUUCUACCCAAGUCCAGGCUCUGGAGAAGGGUAAGCCACCCAAGUCAGAGCCAACGCGCAGCUCCGUUCCGCCUAAGAAACCCAGGAGAAUUAGGCCACCAGGGGGUGCAAGAGAACCACAGAUCCAAGAGGAGGCCCCGAAGGACAAGAAUCCUGCUCCGAGGAUUCUCAGGCCAGCAGCAGAGUCUAGGAGCUGGUGUGGCCCAGGACAGGUCCAAGAGCUUUCCAGUGAGAGCAGCAGGGGCAGAAAAAUGGUCAGGCCUGGAGUCUCCCAUGUGGAAGAGAAGGCUUCCAGCAGAGUGAGGGCCCCAUCCUGCACAGAAGGCCACAACCACUGGAAGAAGGAAUGCGUACCAAGGGAAGCCUCUGAGCUCCCCAGACUCAAAUGUCAGCAGUCCGCACACUUGAGAAGCGGAAGCGUGGGACCUGCAGAGGACACAGGGGGCUGGCAGCCGCCUGUCCGCUGUUCUACACAUGCCUCCGGCUUCAAAGGGAAUGUCCACUCUGCCACAGCCCGGCUGAGCAUGACAAUCUUGAGCAAGAUGCCAUGGUCACCGCAGGUGGCUAAGCCUCAGCUUUCAGCUCCUUUUCUUACCCCGAGGAAUCCUACCCCACUUCCCAAAGCGAGUGCCCCAUCUACAAAGGAGGACAACACCAGAGUCCCCACUGCCUUGGAGAAGGACCUCGAGCCACCAGGACAUGGCUGUACAGGAGUAAUUGUCCCCAAGAUGGAGAGCUACAAGGAACACGAGGCGCCUGGGAACCCAAAUGGGGCACCCCGAAAUCCAGCAGUCUCACAGAAGUUUGGUUUUAUGAGGCACUUGAGAUUCUUUCUCAGACAGUAUGGCCUUAAAAAGUAGGCCGCAGGCCCAGAGUCCUUAGGGCACAAGUCAGAGAAAACAUGAGAGUGACCUGUUAGUCCCAGAGCCUCUAAUAAAAUUGAUUAUUUGGACCCCGCAGGGCUGCA
This is a messenger RNA of Peromyscus maniculatus bairdii (prairie deer mouse), 4335 nucleotides long. It is a transcript of the gene CUNH22orf46, whose product is annotated as chromosome unknown C22orf46 homolog. Lineage: Eukaryota; Metazoa; Chordata; Mammalia; Rodentia; Cricetidae. The record is from RefSeq and is a predicted model, not a curated record.